Molecule: messenger RNA, 1406 nt
Organism: Nematolebias whitei (Rio pearlfish)
Lineage: Eukaryota; Metazoa; Chordata; Actinopteri; Cyprinodontiformes; Rivulidae
Gene: samd14
Product: sterile alpha motif domain containing 14
Exons: 10
Coding region: 1-1266 (421 amino acids)
Biological process (GO): calcium-mediated signaling; actin filament organization; neuron projection development
Cellular component (GO): cytoplasm; dendrite; postsynaptic density
Molecular function (GO): actin filament binding
Source: RefSeq, a predicted model, not a curated record
AUGUCUGCAGGACUGGAUGACACGGACAGCGUGUUCGACCUGAACGAGGCCAUCCCAGAGACAGAGCUGCUGGACAACAGCAUCCAGAAAGGUCGAGCUCAGCUGUCUGUCAAGUCACGGAGGCACCGCCCCUCACGGUCCCGUUACCGUGACAGCGUGAGCUCCACGGAGGGCGAUGAAAGCUUCGACAGGAAGGACAGUCCAAUACAGUCCGCCCGCUCACCUUUACACCUGCCCAUGAGAGGCUCCUCCCCCACCCCUGAUUUGCUGGUGUCAUCUCGAAGCCCCGCCUUCUCUUUUGACACAUCACUGGUACGACGCUCGCCAGAGGAUGGAGGCACUUCACUGGCUACUCCAUCACGGGGGCGGUAUCAUCAGCUGACCAAUGCCACUUCUCAGGAGGCACUAGUGACACCUAGCAGCUCACCAUCUAAAUCCUGCCCCUCCUCCGACAGCUCACCUGUCUACUUGAGGAGGAACAGGAGGCCGGACAGCGAAGUUCUGGUUUCAGAUACGAGUCGGGACACAAGUCCAGCUGAUCCGAACAGUCCAAAUGUCGUCUUCGACAAGAAGACAAAGAGGCGCUUUUUGGAUCUGGGGGUGACCCUCAGACGCUCCUACAUCAGAGUGAGGAAAGAUAAAUCUAACAGACUUUCUGUGGGCAGCAGAGAGCCGUCUGAUAGUCCGUCUCGCUCCUCCGGAUCCUUCGUCUCCUUUUCUUGGUUCACUGAAGGUCGAGGGUCGUUCUCCUCCUCCGGGACUCCUCCAUGCUCCCCUAAAACCCCCCAGUCUGGCCCCCAGAGGCCUCGCAAGUCCCGCUCCCAGGAGUCUGCUUUCAGUGAGGAGUUCUCUCCUCCUCACACAUCCUCCUCCACCUCUCCUCCUCCUCCAGACUCCUCCAGAUCCUCCCAUCCGUACCACACCCUGUCCCAGUCCUCUGACGAACCUUGUGAUGAGCCCUCCCCACCCUCCUCCUCCGUGUCCUCCUGGACGACUCAGCAGGUCUGCCAGUGGCUCCGAAGUCUCCACAUGGACCAGUAUGUCCCAGAGUUCAGUUCCAGAGACAUCGAUGGAGAGAAGCUGCUGCAGAUGGAUGGCAGCAAGCUGAAGGGUCUGGGCGUGCUCAGUUCGUCUGAUCGCAGCGCUCUGAAGCGUCGCAUCAAAGACGUCCAAAGUGCAGUAGAGAAGGAGAGAAAAGCUCUGGACAAACUGGAGAAACAGAAGGAAAAACAGAGGAGGAAAGACCAGGACCAGCGCAGGAACUGAGGUCCACCACCAGAAGGAGACAGAGGGAAGGACACUGGAAGCUUCGACAAGACAAACUGUGUCAUCCUGGAAAACCUGGAAUUCUUUUAUGCAGAUUCCAGACAAGGAAAAGGACAGACAUUGACAACAUCGUAGAAAUG